AUGUCCCCAUGGCCGAGAGUCUUUGGACGUGCACCCACCCGACCUUCGAAGACACCCGUGGCAUCUUUAAUUCAAGUUGGACUCGGCUGUGUCGCGAUAUACUCAGCAACCGUGUUGAUCGCACAUAAUGUGGUUUGGUGUGGUCCCAACUCAGGUCCUUCUAUGUUCCCGACCAUCUCUGGCGGACUCACCUACUCCAUUUAUUCCCGAUUGCACAGACGAGGCAACAACGUGAAGGUUGGCGAUGUCGUCCUUUUCGAAAACCCGGUGUUUCUUCGUGGCAGAGCCUGCAAACGAAUUAUCGGCAUGCCGGGCGACUACGUUGUUCACGAUCCUUCCCUCAGUCCAACCGUUGGCGGCGCCCCGGUGCCCGGGAUUACCGAUGUCGAUGCUGUUCGAGAAGAGCCGGCGAUGGUACAGGUUCCAGAGGGGCAUGUGUGGGUUGCUGGAGACAAUCUCUCUCACAGUCGAGACUCACGAUUUUAUGGUCCUGUGCCCAUGGCUUUAAUCGCUGCUAAAGUUCUGUACAAUGGAGAUGGCUGGUUCAAUUGGACCUCUUUGCGGUCUCCACAACUCCAACCCGUUUCUACAACCUGA
Rhinocladiella mackenziei CBS 650.93 is the source of this 597-nucleotide messenger RNA. Its product is annotated as signal peptidase I. Gene Ontology annotation, molecular function: serine-type endopeptidase activity. The record is from RefSeq and is a predicted model, not a curated record. Gene Ontology annotation, cellular component: membrane; mitochondrial inner membrane peptidase complex. The coding region runs from base 1 to 597 and encodes 198 amino acids. The transcript has 2 exons. NCBI's taxonomy places the organism in Eukaryota, Fungi, Ascomycota, Eurotiomycetes, Chaetothyriales, Herpotrichiellaceae.